AUGCAGCUAAAAGCUGCUUCUGCAGAUUCAUUUGGUAUCCGUGUGGCUGAUUACAGCCUGCAGAAUGAUACAGUGUUUGCACUCAGUGCAGAGAACAAGCACUGGAAGAGGAAGUAUGUUGAGGAGCUUGCGCUCAGGAGGGAGGAGGAGACACUCAGGAAGAAUGAGCUGAAGUGUCUUCACGCAGAUAUCGCUGCUGUUGAAGAAAAGGCAAAAAACGACCAAAAGGAAUGGUGCUUGCGGGAGUUCGUAAGAAGCCAAGAAUACAAUCAGGCUGAAGAGGACUUUCGAAACAAGCAAGAGGAAUUAACAACCAAGUUGAAUUAUAUGAAAUUUAAGCAUGGUUUAGAUAUCUUCGGAUUAGAAGAGAGGUUUAGCAAGGAGGCUAAAGAGAUUCGGAACGCUUGUGACAGGAUGGUGCAAGAACGGCAGGAGGAUAGGGCAGAGACCAUAGCGAGGAUGAACGGGCAGUUAGAUGAGGCUCGCUCCAAGUCAGAACGGCUGGUGGCCAUGGUUAGUAGGUUGAAAGAAGAGAGAGCAAUUGAGAAGAUGAUAGUAGAGAUGGCGGACUCCACCUACAUUGACAACAAGUUGAGAGAGAAGGAGGCAGAAUAUGUCAAGCUGCAGGAGAGAUUUGUCAAGUUGGGGAAGGAGAAAGAGAGAGUUGUGCUGGAGGCGGAGGAACGAGAAGAACGGCUGGUGAAGGAGUUUCAGGCGAAAGAAGCUGAUAUGUUAAGCAAUGCUGAUGAGAGGAGGAAGAGUGUCUUGAAGGAGAGGAGAGAGGCAGCAGCGAGAGAAUGGCGAGUGGUGAGAGAAGCGAAGAGUCGCCUUAAGGAAGCGAGGGCGGAGGGUGAGCAAGUGGUUGCAGAGUUGAAGAGAGUGAGUGAGCAGGUUCAGUCGGACAUGAGGGAGGAGUUCGAGGAACGGAUCAGAAAGUUGAGGGGCGAGUUCGGAAAGCAAGGAAUGCGAUUACUGAAAGCAUCAAGAGAGCGAGAGGACCACUUGAGGGCCGAGCUUGCCAAGGAGGUAGAGUUGAGGAGAUCAGUUGAAGAGGAUGCCAAGAAGCAAAUGGAGGAGUACCAGGAUUUGGUGCGAGAGAUGAACCAUUUGUCUGAGUGUUUGAGCAUGGAGAAGGCAAGGCGUGUAGAGGAGAGAGGUGACGCUUUGAGAGAGAGAGCAGGACUAGACAGCCUGAUUGAGCAGCAAAGAGUAGAGUUUGAGAAGUACAGUAAUGCCAUGGAAACGGAGAAACAUCAACGAGAAUGUGUAUCAGAUGCAGAAAGGAAAAGCAUAGUCAAGAUGCAGGAGGUCAAAAUGGCAGAUAUGACAGCCAGACAGGCGACUCUUGAACAUCAGCUAAAGGAGUCAGAUACCAAACGGAAGAAAGAAUCGUUGAUGAUGUUAGUCGAGAAGAAUCGACUGCUUACUGAAAUUGAUGUGUUGGGCAGCAAACGUCGACAUCAAAAGGCAAGUUUUGUUGAAGAACGGUACAAAUUGGAGAACGCGAAGAGGGCCGAAAAAGAUGUCCUGAAUCAGAAGUAUGACAGGCUGGCAGCAGAAUUGACAGCAGCAUUGGGUGGCCAAGAGAUGUUGUUCGGUAUUCGGAUAGAAUGCGACCAAGAGAGAUAUGAAGAGGCACAGGCAAAGGCUGCUGAUGAACAUGACCAGUUGUUGGAAUUGAUCGAGGCACGGCGACAAGAAGAUGAGCUGAAAGGAACCUUAGAAAGGAACAGGCUCUCUGGAAUGGUUGAAAGGUUGAGGGCGAAAUGCAAAGAUCAGGAGACGAGGCAUGAACAGGAAUGUCGUGAGCUAGAGGCAGAUUGGGAGGAGGAGAGAGACGCCUGGGCUGAGAAAUAUGACAGCAUGAACGCAGAACUGGAGCUGACGAAGAUGGCCUACGACAUGGAACUAGAAAGUGAGAAAGAGAGGCGACUCGAGGAGGAGUCAAGUUCGUUUGAGAAGAGUGAGCAGUUUGUAAGGGUGAUCAAAGAGUACAAGGUGUUGUUGGAGGAUUUGAAGAGUAACCAUGAUCAGGAGCAGAGUCAACUGAAAGACACCUGUGAGAGGAAAUUGGUAGAGAUGCAAAAACGGCACGAGGUCGUUAUGGCAGAGAUAGAAACACAAUGGCAUGACUUUGAAAGGCGCGUGGAGGACGAGGUCGAUCAUUGCGAGGAACUUGAAAGAGAGGUGGCGGAGUUGCAGAGGAAGAGAGAGUGGGAGACGAUUGGUACCGGCUGCUGGGUGGCCAUCAUGAAGAGACAUCACAAGGUUGACUUGGAUAAUAUGAGAUGCAGACUGGAGAGCUGCGAGGGUGAGCUGAGUGUUGCAAAGAACAGAAGCACGGUACUAAUGAAGAGUAUUGAAAAACAGGAAGCCGCAGACACAGCGCGGGCAAACAAUCACAAGGCAGAAAUUGAGCAGCUGACCCGCCGGGUUGAGACAUCAGAAAGUGAGCAAAGUGUGGCUAACGCCAGGGCGAGCUACUAUUUGGAGAAGUUGAGACGAACGGAACAGACUCUGGAAGACGCCAAGAGCGUCCAUCAGGAGGCUGUACAGAAGGGCAUGGAGCUUAUUGGAGAGUUCGAGGAAGAGUGCGCGGAACUGAAAGCUCAUGUUGUGAAGAAAAGUGAAGCAUUAGACAUGGAGAAAGAGAUAGUUGAACAGAGUGAGACUGUCUUGGAGUGGAGAGAGAGAGAUGUGAUGCAGUGGGAGAGGACGUUGGAUGCUCGUGAAGAGAACUUGCAAGAAAGCAAGGUGAUGAUGAUGAAUGGAUUAGCGGACCUUUCCAAGCAAGAGAUGGAUUUGAAAAAUUUGCAGGAGAAGUUGAAACAAGAGGAGGUGAAUAUCUUAAAGACGAAGGAAGAUUUGGUGACGGAGAAAGGCAGCAUAGAUGCGAGGGUAGCAGAAAUAAAGAAGGAGGAAGACCGACUUCAGGACAUUGAGAUUGAUAUGGAGCAGAGAGAGAAGGAAGCAAGACGGAGCCUCGAUAGUGCCCAGAAGGUUCCAGACCGGCUGCCAAUUGACCAAAGUCUCGGCGAGCUGACAGACACAAAGGAGCAACUAGUGGCAAUGCAGAAGCAGCUCACGGAGCAGGAGUGGUACUUCCUCGCGCGGGAAGGUGAGUUCCAGGAGGCUAAGGUCGAGGUCAACCGGUACAGAAAGAGAGAGGAGAAGAUGAAGUUGUUGGAGCUCGAGCUGCAGGAGAAGACGACUGGGCUGCAGGGGAUGGAGGUUGCCAUGAGAGUCAAGAAGGCGAACAUCGACAGCACGAUGUUGGAGGUUGAUGGUAUACGACGGACUCUCAGUAUGGACAGGCGAUAUAAAGCUAGGAGGAACCGGGGCUGUCAAGCAACGCAGGAGAAGAUAGCGGCCGAUCUGGAGGCGGUACAUGGCUCGAGCUUGCAGUGCGGAGAUGAGGUGGUGGAACAACAGAAUCGGACGACCAACACUGAAGACAACAGCGAUACCAAAUUGCCAAAAGAGGAUGAGGCAUCGUUUCAAGGGAUGAAGAGCAGACGAUCCAAGGUGAUCAUACAUUACGAUCUGGAGGAGGACGCUUGCGUGGAGAAGGAGGAAUCAGAUACAAAACCUGUCGGAAUACAGAAACGCAACUCCUCGGUGAUGGAUCAGGUCUACGAAGGACCCCAGUUUGCACACCCAAGUGACCGUAUGGCGCAUCCUAACUUCCGUCACGGCGGGCCACAUCCUCAGAACUUCUGCCGUCCACCGCCACCUGGUUACCAUCCAAUGCGACCACACCCCGCUGGGAGACCACAUCCUCGCAUGGGACCACCUCCACCGUACGGACCACGACCGCACGGUCCCGGCUAUGGACCACCUCAUCUGCGCGGACCGCGGCCGGGGUUUUACAGACCACAUGGCCCGUACGGACAGCCGCCACACAACGGCGCCAGGAGACAGCAUCCAUCAAGGGAGGACCCACGCUAG
Molecule: messenger RNA, 3948 nt
Organism: Lineus longissimus
Lineage: Eukaryota; Metazoa; Nemertea; Pilidiophora; Heteronemertea; Lineidae
Product: golgin subfamily A member 6-like protein 22
Exons: 8
Coding region: 1-3948 (1315 amino acids)
Source: RefSeq, a predicted model, not a curated record